GGUUGAAUACGGGUGGAAGGAGCAACAGCGCUUUCUGGACUGCACUGAAAACAUGGAGUCGAGGGGAUGGCACCUUUCUUUUCUAUGUGUUGGUAUUUUAACUUUUCUGAGCCGCUGCACGCAGGGACAGGCGACUGGCGAUUGCCCCGCUGAUGGACGAACAUGGGUGCCCUUUGGCAAAAGCUGCUACCACUUUGUACAUGGAGAAGAGGAUAUCCCCAAAAGUUAUACCAUUGAAAGAGCUAAAGAGAUUUGCAGUGGCUUCAGUACCAGCCUUCUAACAGUUCGGAGUGCUGAAGAAAACAGUUUCAUCGCUGACUAUAGCUCAAAGGUGUGGAAAGGGAGCAUCAAUAUCUGGCUGGGAAUGUACUAUGACAGUGAUGUUGAUGCAUUUAAAUGGAAUGAUAAUUCCCCUUUGACCUUUAACAAAUGGGAGGAGGUGGGUGAAGAAGAUCCAGAGCAGCCCCUGAUAGACACGUGUGUGAUACUGCACGUUGCCUCUGAGAUGUGGGAGAACGUCAGCUGCUCUGAAAAUCCAGAGAACGGAGUAGUGUGUGAAACACUCCAGAAGACUGUGGUGCCAGUGAAUAAGAAUGGCAGUCCUGUCCUCUCAGCUCUGGUCAUUGUGAGUGUGAUUUUAAUUUUGGGGAUAUCUGCAUUUGUCUGGUUCAUCCAACAAAGGAGCAACUCCGGUUCAACCUUGCUUCCCUCCUUUGAGUACCAUCCUCCUUUUGGAGCGCCCUCCGCUGACCAGACCUGCCUGGUGGAGGCUGAAGAGAUUGAAGAAACUUCCUAAAGAGUCCUGGAGUAUACUGAUGCUGUUGAGUUUUCAGCGAUGCUCUGAAGAUUAAACAACACUUUGGAAGAGUGUGUGUAUACUGCAGGAAGAUCAUCUGUUGUGUUUAGCUAUGCUGAAUUAACAAAGGGCUGUUGUUUUUGGUGUGUUUAGUGAAUAUGCUCAGUUGACACCUGUCACUUUUUUCACUUUGGUUGAUCCAGAGUUUUGUCAAGGGUUUAUAAACCUAAUUUCUAACAAGCGAGAGGAGGUUGUGGGUGAAUUUUGCUUGUUAUUGUGAGAGUUAGUGGUUGUCUAAAUUUACAACAUGUUGGUUCGUAUUCAUGUCAACAGUGUUACAGCUUUGUAUGGGUAAGUGGAGCAACACUAAUGGUGGUAUGGGGUUUUGAUGCAAUGGACACCAUCUGAUUGUGAAUGUUCCAUGUUAAGAUUAUAAGUGUCAAAUUUUCCCAAAGAAUUGAAUGUUAUUGAGAGGGAGUUUAAAGCCAUUUAUCUUUAAUAUUAUUUUUGUGUUUUUCAACUUUUGCACCUUCUCCUCCAUUCCCAAAACAAUUGUCCCAUUCUGAGCUAAUAUUAUGUAUAUUUCUGAGCCAAUAAUAGAGAAUGAAAUACAAAAAAAAUUGAAAGUAUAAAAUUAUUUUUAACUGUUUGUUUACAUGGUGUUUAAGCACCAUGAAUUUCCCUCAGUGUUUAAAGAAAAAAAGAUAUGUAAUAAUGAUCUCUUAAGAUCUCUAUUUUUUUUUAAAGAAAUCUUUCAGUGUGCAAUUAUUGAUGUUUCUUUUUGAUGUUUUCCUGCAGGAUCUGCCCAUUCUAAUUAGAAUAUUAUUGUUAUUAAAUAUUAUUGUUCGACUUGGUAUAAAGAGGUGCCUUAGAAAGCUGAGAUUUAAUGAUCAUGAAUGCCAAUUACGUUUCCCUUUUUUGCAUCUGAAUCAGGGCACAUAUGCAUCACUUUAUUGGUGAUAUUUUUAUUCAUUUAAGGAUGAAUAAGGAAAGUUCUUUGAUUAGCACUUUUUCCUGAGAUGUUCUGGACCUGUGGCUGGGAGAUUGGGAUCAUGCAGCAUGAUCUCUUACAAUGAUUUUGUUUUUACAAUGAUUUUUGCUUGAUAUUUCCUGUCUGAAAUCCAGGGGUUUGUCUUUGUGAAUAUGUAGCUAUGUGUUUUGUGAAUUCUUUGCUUUUCUGUAGGUCACACAGCUUUUGUGGUUAAAAUAAAUUUGUCAAUGUUUUUACUAA
Astyanax mexicanus (Mexican tetra) is the source of this 2027-nucleotide messenger RNA. It is a transcript of the gene cd302, whose product is annotated as CD302 molecule. Bases 53 to 796 code for a protein of 247 amino acids. The record is from RefSeq and is a predicted model, not a curated record. Gene Ontology annotation, molecular function: signaling receptor activity. The transcript is spliced from 6 exons. NCBI's taxonomy places the organism in Eukaryota, Metazoa, Chordata, Actinopteri, Characiformes, Acestrorhamphidae.